Messenger RNA from Microplitis demolitor, 2884 nucleotides. It is a transcript of the gene Mcm3, whose product is annotated as DNA replication licensing factor Mcm3. Gene Ontology annotation, molecular function: single-stranded DNA binding; single-stranded DNA helicase activity; ATP binding. Gene Ontology annotation, cellular component: nucleus; MCM complex. The record is from RefSeq and is a predicted model, not a curated record. Gene Ontology annotation, biological process: DNA strand elongation involved in DNA replication; double-strand break repair via break-induced replication; mitotic DNA replication initiation. The coding region runs from base 276 to 2729 and encodes 817 amino acids. The transcript has 6 exons. Lineage: Eukaryota; Metazoa; Arthropoda; Insecta; Hymenoptera; Braconidae.
GCCAUCAUAAGUAGCAUUAUAGCGUGUAUUGAAUUAUAAAAGUCUUAUUUAUAAAUAAAUAAAUAAUUAAAUGUCAAUUUUAUUAUAUGUAAUAUUUUUAAAAGAAAUAUAAAAAUUUUGGACUAAUGUAUUUUUGAUAAAUCGUAUAAACUUCCUCAGUAAAAGUGAACGCAAACUGAGGAAUCUCAAGAUAGCUACAAACGCUACUUAGUUAAUUCAUAAAAAAUAUAUUAUUACUCUUUACUUCGUUUAAUUUAAAAAAAACAAACGCAAAAAUGGAUGUAGAUCAAAGGAUAAAAGAUAUGGAACGAGAGUAUCUGGAUUUCUUGGAUGAUGCUGAAGAUCAAGGGAUUUAUUCAAAUUUAGUGAAGAACAUGAUUGAGGAAAAUAAAUAUCGGCUUUAUGUCAAUAUAAAUGAUUUGAGACGGAAAAAUCCUCAGCGAGCUCUCAAUUUACUUGAGAAUUCAUUUGAAGAACAAAUGGCUUUCCAAAAUGCAUUAAAACAAUUCGUUUCUACAUUGGACACUGACUAUGCUAAAGGAAAUGUUGAUUUUUUUAUUGGAUUCGAAGGAAGUUUUGGUAAUCGUCAUGUUACACCAAGAACGUUGAUAUCUAGAUUCUUGUCCAAUCUUGUGUGUGUUGAAGGAAUUGUUACAAAAUGUUCAUUGGUAAGACCUAAAAUAGUCAGGAGUGUCCACUACUGUAGCGCUACCAAGAGUGUAAUGGAGCGAGCGUACACGGAUUUGACAUCAUAUGACGCUUUUCCUGGAUCAGCUGUUUAUCCUACUGCUGAUGCUGAUGGUAAUCCAUUGGAAACAGAGUUUGGUUUGUCAACUUACAAAGACCAUCAGACUAUUUCAAUUCAAGAGAUGCCUGAGAAGGCACCAGCUGGACAAUUGCCACGAAGUGUUGAUAUUGUUUGUGAUAAUGAUUUAGUUGAUUUAUGUAAGCCAGGAGACAGAGUCCAGGUUGUUGGUAACUAUCGUUGUCUUCCAGGAAAACAAAAUGGAUAUACCAAUGGUACUUUUAGAACUAUUUUGAUUGCUAAUAAUAUCACUCAAUUGAGUAAAGAAGCGACACUUUCAAUAUCACACGACGACGUGGCCAUGUGUAAAAAAUUAGCAAAGCAUAAUCCACGUAAAGAUAUAUUCGAAUUACUCAGUAGAUCACUGGCUCCUUCAAUCCACGGUCACGAGUACAUAAAGAAAGCAAUUCUCUGUUUACUUCUCGGUGGUGUAGAGAAGAUUCUUCCAAAUGGAACACGACUUAGAGGAGACAUAAAUAUUUUACUGAUCGGUGAUCCAUCGGUAGCCAAAUCUCAGCUACUGCGUUACGUUCUCUGUACAGCGCCACGAGCCAUCCCAACAACAGGUCGAGGAUCAUCAGGUGUAGGUUUGACUGCAGCUGUCACAUCUGACCAGGAAACCGGUGAAAGAAGACUCGAAGCCGGUGCUAUGGUGCUCGCUGAUCGAGGAGUGAUUUGUAUUGAUGAGUUCGAUAAGAUGUCUGACAUUGACAGGACAGCCAUUCAUGAAGUUAUGGAACAAGGAAGAGUUACAAUAGCCAAGGCUGGUAUUCACGCGAGUUUGAAUGCCCGCUGCUCCGUUUUAGCUGCUGCUAAUCCAGUAUACGGAAGAUACGAUCAGUACAAAACGCCGAUGGAGAAUAUAGGGCUUCAAGAUUCAUUGCUAUCGCGUUUUGAUUUGCUGUUCGUUAUUUUGGAUAUCGUUGACUCGGAGCAGGAUAACAUCAUCAGUGAUCAUGUUGUCAGAAUGCACAGAUACCGCAAUCCAAAUGAACAAGACGGCGAAGCUUUGCCUUUAAAUAGCAACCUUGAGAUACUGAGUACGAAAAAUCCUGACGCUGUUGAUGCUGAAGAGACUGAGAGUCCAGUCUACGAAAAGUAUGACCCCCUAUUACAUGGAAAGUCCCGUUCUAAAACUGAUCAAAUACUCAGUAUUAAAUUUAUGCGUAAAUAUAUUCACAUUGCCAAGUGUAUGAAGCCCAAGUUGACUGAGGAAGCGAGCAAGACAAUUGCCGACGAGUACUCACGUCUUCGAUCAGAAGACAUGGUCGAGUCAGAUGUAGCGAGGACUCAGCCGAUAACAGCACGUACUCUAGAGACAUUAAUUCGUUUAUCAACAGCUCAUGCUAAGGCGCGUCUAUCUAAAAACGUCACCGUUGACGAUGCGAAUGCUGCUAUCGAACUAGUCCAGUUCGCUUACUUCAAACGAGUGCUAGAGAAAGAGAAAAAGAAACGCAGAAGACGCGAAAGUGAGAUGAGUGCUGACGGUGAUACUGAAGAAGAGCCCAGGCAAACGAAACGCAGCAGAAAAGAACGCGCCGCUCCCGGUGAACCUGGACACGAUCCUUACGAAUACGACAGCGACGACGAUUCUCACGUUGACGAAGCGGUCAGAAAAGUAACGCGCUCUCAAACUGCCACCCAGGAAACUCCCAUCCUAGAAGAAAAUGAGACACCUGUUGCUGCUGAAGAAGACACAGAACCAGCAGUUAUUACUGAUGGUCGACUCCAAUCAUUCCAGAGCUUACUCCAUAAAUUAUUCCAACAGCAACGCUCGCAAACUCUUGCUCUCGACAAAGUAAAAGAGUUUGUUAAUAACAAUCAAAGUCCCGAGUUCACUGCCGGAGAAAUAAAAGCUGCUUUACACAAAAUGACUGAAAAUAAUCAAAUAAUGCUUGCAGAUGACCAAGUCUUUCUUAUUUAAUUUAAUUCUUUUUUUUUUUAAUGAAUUUUUUACUUGUUCUCUCUCAAUCAAAUAUUAUAAUUAACAUGUAUUGUAAUUGUAUUAAGAAACGCCUAGAUUUUAAAGUUAAUUCAACUUACCAAUAAAAAAUUUUUAUAAAAUUUUUAAUAAACAAU